GAAUUGCAAUAAAAAUUGUCAUAAAGACCAGAACCAACUUCUACUUCCAAAACGGUGCGUUGGAGCGAAGUCGUUCGUUGUCCUCGUUCAUCGUGGAUCUGAAUUCUGAAUUGUGAACUCCGAAUCUCUGUUCUCCCGUGCUCCUUGAUUCGCCCACGCUGUAGCUGAACUGGUUUAUCAAUUUGUCUCCACGGAGAGAUUCAAGUUCUACACGUACACACAAGAUGGUGGUAACUUCCUCCGCGCGUGAUUAUAUCAACCGCAUCUUGCAAGACAUCUCCGGCAUGAAGGUUCUAAUCCUUGAUUCUCAAACGGUUGGUGUUGUGAGUGUUGUGUAUUCGCAGUCAGAGCUUCUCCAGAAAGAAGUGUUUUUGGUUGAAUUGGUAGAUUCUAUUUCCAAGUCGAGCGAAUCGAUGUCGCAUCUCAAGGCCGUUUACUUCCUUCGACCUACAUCAGAGAAUAUCCAGUUUUUGCGCCGCCAGCUAGCUAAUCCUAGAUUUGGAGAGUAUCACCUAUUUUUCUCCAACAUAUUGAAGGACACUCAGAUUCACAUUCUUGCUGAUUCUGAUGAACAGGAAGUUGUCCAGCAGGUUCAGGAGUUCUAUGCAGAUUUUGUUGCAAUUGAUCCUUAUCAUUUCACUUUCCAUGUGCCUUCACAUUACAUAUAUAUGCUCCCAGCUGUGGUAGAUCCUUCAACAGUGCAGCGCUUUUGUGACCGAGUUGUUGAAGGGCUUGCAGCUGUUUUUUUGGCACUAAAACGCAGACCAGUAAUUAGGUAUCAAAGGACGUCUGAUAUUGCAAAAAGGAUAGCACAGGAAGCAACUAAACUGAUGUACCAAGAGGAAAGUGGUCUUUUUGAUUUUAGGCGAAUGGAAGUUUCUCCUCUGUUGUUAGUUAUUGACAGGAGGGAGGAUCCUGUAACCCCAUUGCUAAAUCAAUGGACUUAUCAGGCUAUGGUUCAUGAAUUAAUAGGAAUCCAAGACAAUAAAGUGGACUUAAAAUCCAUUGGUAAAUUUCCAAAAGAUCAGGAGGAGGUUGUGUUGUCAUCGGAACAAGAUCUCUUUUUCAAGGCUAACAUGUAUGAGAAUUUUGGAGAUAUAGGUAUGAAUAUCAAGCGAAUGGUUGACGAAUUUCAACAAGUGUCAAAAAGUAACCAGAACAUCCAAACAAUAGAGGACAUGGCCAAAUUUGUUGAUAAUUAUCCUGAUUACAAAAAAAUGCAUGGAAAGGUGACAAAGCAUGUGACUUUAGUAACCGAAAUGAGCAAGAUAGUUGGUGAGCGAAAGCUUAUGUCAGUUUCACAAACAGAACAGGAGUUGGCUUGCAAUGGAGGACAAGGAGCUGCUUUUGAGGCAGUGACAAAUCUACUAAACAAUGAAAGUGUAUCAGAUCUGGAUCGACUACGUUUAGUCAUGUUGUAUGCUUUACGAUAUGAGAAAGAUAGCCCUGUUCAAUUAAUGCAGCUCUUCAAUAAACUGGCUUCCAGAUCUGCCAAGUACAAACCUGGGCUUGUCCAGUUUCUUCUGAAGCAAGCGGGUGUUGACAAGAGAAUGGGUGAUCUUUUUGGAAAUCGAGAUCUAAUGAAUAUUGCCCGUAACAUGGCUCGAGGUUUGAAGGGUGUUGAGAAUGUUUACACCCAGCACCAGCCACUUCUGUUUCAAAUCAUGGAAAACAUUGUCAAGGGGAGGUUGAGAGAUGUGGACUACCCAUUUGUUGGAAAUCACUAUCAACAGGGAAGUGAGUCCACACACUUGAUGAGUACAAGAUUCUGCAAUUCUUUCAGCGUUAUACUCGAAGUUUAUUUUAUCCAUUGUACAGAUGCGACCUCCGAGGGAAGAAAAAUAUUAAUUCCCGUUCUUCCUAUUCAUAAAAAGUUUGAACUGAGUUAAUCUGUGUGGUUACCUUGCAAGAGUUCUGUGAUGUGGUAGUAUUGACAUCACAUGAUUUCAUAUCGGCUGCUUUGGCCUAUGAUCUAAAUUCUUUUAAUAAUACCCUCUCACAGACCUGUAACUUAUGCAUUCUGUUAAAUGUGUUGCGUUCAACUAACAGCUGCCAGAGUAAACUAUAUUUUUGGAAUUAAUCUGAUUAGUUAUCUGAUAAUUCUAUUUUAGGUCUAUCAGAAUUUUAUGUGCUGCAUUUUAAAAAAGAUUAUUUAGUAGUUCAGAAAUUUUCACUGCAACGUUCUGUCAAUGUUUGUUCAAUAUCCUGAGUCCCUCACGAAUCAUCUGGGAAAGGCUUUUUGACCAGUUAUGUUAGACAUCAGGAAGCAUUGAAUACAAUUAGACCUUCAUAAGUGUAUUAUAGGAAAAAAGGUCAAGAUAGGAAUUAAACCUAUUUUUGUUAGGAAUACAAAUAUGAAUUGGAAGUCUUACAAGUAAAAAUGAGCAAGUCGAGUGAUAUACAAGAAAAAAGAAAGACCCACAAAUAUUGAGUCUUGUAUGGAAAACUCAGACCUCCUUGGUGGUGAAUCCCCCAUUCUAUCCUACUAAAAAUUUCCUAACUCUAGUAGUUAGGAUCAAGGGAAGUGUAUUGAGAUAAAUGGGUGCGGACAAGAAUGUUUUGUGGUGGUAGAAACCCGUGGUAGAAUCCAAGUAUAAGUUGAAAGUUUCAUAUUGAGUAAAAAUAAAAAAAUUAAGUGUCAUGUAAGAAAACAAAAAUGACCCACAAACAUUGAGAGAUAGUUCAUCCCACUAAAAAUUUCCCAAUAAUUUUAUCUUUUGGUCUAUUAGUUAGGAUUUCUGUUAUGAGUAGUUUUUGUUUUAGGAAUUACAGUGAUUUUAGUUUAUAACAGAAGUUGGUACCCCAACUUUCUUUAAAUAGGACCUCUGUUAUUGAAGAGGAGAGAUUUUCUUUUUGUUAGCCAAAAACUGGACAGAUUCCAGUGUGAAAGGAGGAAUCUCUUGUGUACUUGAUUUUUUUCAAAACACAAUAAAAAUCAGGGAUGAACAAAGCCUUGUCCAUCUGUCAUCUCAGAAAUUCUGACAAGUAGACAGAGUGCAUUUGUAAUAUAAGUUUUUAAUUUUAAUUAUUAGCCUUUAUUAUCAUAGAAUUAAUAAAUAAUCCAAUUUGUGUUGUUGACGACUAUAUGAA
Vigna umbellata (rice bean) is the source of this 3090-nucleotide messenger RNA. The record is from RefSeq and is a predicted model, not a curated record. Lineage: Eukaryota; Viridiplantae; Streptophyta; Magnoliopsida; Fabales; Fabaceae.